Molecule: messenger RNA, 1203 nt
Organism: Colletotrichum karsti
Lineage: Eukaryota; Fungi; Ascomycota; Sordariomycetes; Glomerellales; Glomerellaceae
Exons: 1
Coding region: 1-1203 (400 amino acids)
Source: RefSeq, a predicted model, not a curated record
AUGUCGCUUAGUCGGUGCGGCAUUAUCAGAACCCUUAUCAGACCACCCGGCCUUGUCAAAUCACCAGUGCCCGUCAAGGCCAUGACAUCGUCACGUCAGCAUGCGUCGGGCUCAUUCCCCGCAAUCUUCGUUCGAGGCGGCACGUCGAAUGGGCUGGUCAUCCACCGACGCCAUCUACCCCCGGAAAACGAUUGGCACACCGUCCUCCCGGCCGCUAUGGGGUCUCCGGAUCCUUACGGUCGCCAAUUAAACGGCAUUGGCUCUGGCAUCUCCUCGACUUCCAAGAUUAUCGUGCUCUCACCGCCGUCACAACCCGGUGUUGAUGUGGACUACACCUUCGUCCGGGUCGGCAUCAAGGACGGACGCCUUGAUAUGGCGGGAAACUGCGGCAACAUGUCGUCCGCUGUUGGCCCCACGAGCCUGGAUGAAGGACUCAUUCCUAAUCCGCACAUCGAAGAAGUCGAAGGAUUGAAAUUCGCCGUUGUUCGCAUCUUCAACACCAACACCUCCAAGGUUGUUUUAUCGCGCUUCAGAGUUGAUAGGAGCCCGCUCAAGUACUGCUCUGACGGCGACUACGCCAUGGACGGUGUUCCUGACACGAACUCGCCCAUCACGUUGAGCUUUCUGGACCCUGCCGGAGCCAAGACGGGCAAGGCACUCCCUACUGGCAAUGCUUGCGAUUGGCUGCAGCUAUCAAAUGGUAGAGCCGUAGAGGCAUCCUUGGUAGACGUCAGCAAUCCUGGCGUCUUCGUUAAAGCUUCGGACUUGGACAUUCCUGCCGCUGAAGAACUGACGCCGCAACUUAUCGAAGCCGACGCACAUCUCAAGUCAUUCUUGGAGGAAAUCCGGCGCGCGGGGGCUUCUGCAAUGGGCCUGGAUCCUGACAUCGAAAGUGUUCCCAAAGUUGUCAUCCUCUUCUCCGACACUGGCUCGCCCGAGGUUGAUAUUCGUUGCCUGGCAAUGUCCAUGGGUCAGGCCCAUAAGGCUGUUCCCCUGACACUUGCAUUGUGUCUCGGUGCCGCCAGUCAGCUGCCGGGAACUCUCGCUGCUCAGAUAGUGGGAAGUCGUUCGAAGCAUUCUGUCAGCAUUGGGCAUCCGAGUGGGAAAGUGGACAUUGGAACCACCUUCGAGGGAACCAAAAUCAAGUCAGCAGAUCUCCACCGCACUGCACGGGUUCUGAUGAAAGGCGAUGUGUUCUAUUAG